AGGCAUGUCUGGCUGGAGCACAGGAGUCAAGCCCCAGGAUGGGGGCAGGGAGGAGGGGCCAGUAGGGAGUGGCUGUCCCAUUGAGAGGCUGAGGUGGGGAGCACUCAGCACAGGGUCCUGGAGCAGUGGGGACCUGCACCAUGGACACGCGGGUGACAGGUGGUGUUGGAGCCACACGCGUUAGCAGUGGGUGACUGGGGUGGUGAAGGGGCAAGGCCAAAGGUGACCAGCCAGCAGCUGCAGGGUGGCUCCGGGGCGUGGCCAGUGCCACACGUGUAGGCCACACGUGCGGGCCCCACGUGCACCUCCAUCCCACAUCUGCUCGCUGCCCACUUAUCCCAGAGGAUGGCCUGUUCUUCAGGGCCAGGGACUUGGGGGUGGCCCCCAGCACUCACAUGCUGUCUGGACCACUGCCCUAAAACCGGGUUUCUCAGCUGCUGGCCCAGGAGUGACCCUGGGGGCCAGGUUGGGACACCUCCAUCUGCAGCUUUGCUGGGUGGGCGGCAGGAGGGGGCAGGACCCUGGGGUCCCCUGCCCCUUGGUGAGCCGAGCUGGGCUUCUGCCUCCACUCUGACGUCUCAGGGUCAGUGUCACUGAGAUGCUGUGCUGGGGAGUGGGGGUCUGGCCCAGGGAGUCACCACCACCGGGGCAUGCCUGGCAGUGGCCGUUUUGUGGUCUCUGCAGGGCGGCUGGAUCCUCUUCCGUCCCGUACCCCGAGCCUGAGGCCUUCCCCAGUCACCAGGGUUAAGGCACGGGCUCCCCCAUGGCUCCUGGCAGGUCUUUGGCUCCUGAGGCCAAAGAAGCACAGGAACUUGAGUGACGGCCCAAAGUCACCCAGCUGGGAGGUGGCCUCCUUGGUACCUGCCCUGACAGCCACCCCCUUCCUGAGGAAGUGGGCCCAGGAACCCAGGUCCAGCUAUACCUGUGUUUGACAGGAGCAGGGGCCUCCCGGGCCUGGCAGGGACAGCAGGCUCUCACAAGGAGAGCACACAGCUGUCCCCCAGCCUCACCCACUUGUAUGUGCCCUCCCAUCUGUACACACGUGUGUCCCGACCCGCUCCUGGAUGCACAUGUCCUGGGGGUGCAUGCAGGGGGCUCUGGGUGGACCGUGUCCACACCCCGGGAAAGGUGAGCCCAUGCCUGGGGCUGCUGGUACUCCAGGUGGUCUGGUAGGGCACUGGGACAGGGCCUGCCCCUUACCCACUCCCCACAGAAGACAGGGAGGGGACGGGCCCAGGCCAGAGGCACCUGCCAGUCACCCACCCACACUGAGCUCCAAGCCAGAGCCGGGACUGCAGGUCGCCUUCCCAGCUGGAGUGAGCACCAGGGAGGCAGUGCCCACUCACUGCCUCAGGCCCCUCCAGGGCCAAGGGCGGCGGGUCUGGGGCCCCCACCCAUCCACGGUGCCCAAGUGGGGGGUGGCCCACAUCCUGAGCCUUUUUUGGAAGCCCAGCCCCCCGGAGCUGGCAGUGGGAAUGCGGGGGGCUGGAGAGCAGGAGCACCCUUCUCUGUCCACCUCAAAGAUCUGUGCACCCGGAUUGCGUCUGUAUAGUCUCUCAAAAAGGUCGGCCUCAGCCCUGCUUUCCAGCCCAGCCACCAGUCACCAGUGACUCCGACAUCUCACCAGCCUGCUGGGCUUCAGGCCUUGCAUCCCCUGGGCCUGGGCGCACACCUGUCUGCUCCCCCAGGUGCCCUCGUGCAGCCCUGCAGUGGCUUCUGGGUUGGUCAGCCCUCCGGGCAGGCAGUACGGCUGAUGGCCACCACUGUUCCAAGACCACCUGAGGGCCCCUGAGAAGAAAGGUACACUGACACCUGUGCCUUGGAACCCAGCCUGAGCCCCCGCUGUGCCCUGCCAGGGCACCCCAGCCAGCCCCCCUGCAGGAUGGAGCUCGAGUCAGCAGGCUGCGUCCUCCAGGCCCCACGGCUACUCCCUGGUGAAGUCCACUGGGGGCCUGCACAGGACUGCCCAGGGCUGCUCUGCCAGCAGGACCUCACCCUCAACGGGCUCGGCAGCUCUUCGUACUCUGCACGCCCACCUGGUGCCCUUCCCAGGCCCAGGACCCUUUUGCCUGGCAGCACAGUGAAGGCCCGUUUGGGAAGACCUCUGGGUUCCGAGUCCUGGGUACACGGAUGAGCCCCUUGAACCCACUCCAGUCCCCACUCCAGGACUGGCCCAAGUUAUUACAGCUGUACCCCUGGGCAGUAGUGGGUACCCAGGAUCAGCCCCUGGGCAGCCCCUCUGCCUGUCCUCAGUCCUACACAAGACUGAUGGCCCUUGCAGCCUUGGGUCGUGGGCCCCUCCCCCCAGCCCAGGUGUACCUGGUUGGCUGACACGGGCCCAGCCGCUUCAGGACACUCAGCCACCUUGCACGUGCACCCUGGCCCGUAGAGGGUCCAGUUGGUUCUCUUGGGGAGGGGCCCCUGAGCCAAGGCCCCCAGGCGAGUUGUCGCCCAGCUCUGGCCCUGUGUGUGGCCGGCAGCUUCCCUGACUGGUCAGUGCCUACGUGCCUGGAGGGUUGGCUGGUCUCUGGGGAGGCCUUGGUCCCAGCCAGGCUGGCAAAGGGUGGGGGCUGAGGGCCGGGCUCCAAGGCUGCAGGCCUCAGGCACCGACUGCCCAGGCCCUUCCAAGUGUAGCGUGGAGGCUCUGGCUUUCCUGCUGGAGAGGAACCUGGCUCAGGAAGCCAUUGUCCCCACACAAUAGGCCUGUGGGGGCCUGUGAGGGCAGUGGCCCCAGACUGGUGGGACUAGCCCUGACCCUGACCCUGACCUCAACCCUGACCCUGGCUCUCAUCACAACCUUGACUGAUCACCACUGACACUCCGUUCAGUGCCCUCUCACCGCCACCGUGGCUGACAGGCCAAGCCGUGGACAGCUGCUCCUAUCAGAGCUGGGGACCAGGGAAGGACUGCACAGGUCCUGAUGGAGGGGGCGCCCUGUGACCCAGGCAGGCCUGUGGGCAAGAAAGGUGGCCCCACGUGACAAGAGUAUACUGCUGAGGCCCUAGUUGGACUGAGGCCAGAGCCAGAGGCUGUGCACCUCUGCCAGACAGCGGGGGACUGUCAUUUCCUUGGUGGUGAGGGACCUUUGCACGGGCCUGAGUAAUCACUUCGCCCAUUCGAGAUGUUGGUGAAUGUGGACAUUGUCUACCAGGUACCCACCUUGGGGCCUGGGAAAAUGACCAUCCAGCAUGUCCCAGGGCCACUGAGGCCACCCCCCCCCACCUCAGCAGCAAGGUGGGGCUGAGCCAGCAGCUGGGGAGAUGCACCUUGGGCAGGAGGCCAUGGGCCAGCAAAGGUCAGACUUCAGCAGGACCCAGUGUCAGGGCAGGGACUGGCAGAGGGAGGUGGGUACCCGGCCGAGGUUGGGGUGGGACAAACGUGGGCAUGUGGCUUCACCGGCCCACAUGGGCACGUGCAUGCAUACACAUGUGGGGGUCACAGGAGCCUCUACUCAGGCACAGACACUGCGUGUGCUGUCAGUGAUGGGAAAACUAGAACUCACAGCUCACAUCUGCCCAUUCCCUUGAGGACCCCACUCCCUUUGGGUUCCAGCCCCACCAAAGCCCUUUAAUGAACGUUCCCUCCAACCCCACAGAGGGCUCUGGGAAGUACACUGGCUUCCGGGGUUAACACAGCAAGCGUUGGCACAGCACUUACUCUGAGGUCACCUGGGGCCCUGGCAGUAGGAAAACCCGGCAGGCUGGUGGGGGGCAGGCGGGUGGGAAGCAGGUAGGGUCUGAGCAGGUGGGCCUGUGGCCGUAUUUGAGGAUGGGGAGCGGUGGGUGCUCAGGGCAGCAGGUGGGAGAGUCUGGAGUGAGGACAGGCCACACGGCUGGAAAUCUGGAGCUCUCCCGCCUAGGGGUGGCUUUCAAGGCCCCCUCGCACACCGGGCUGGCGGGUUCUGGGCAGAUUCUCCAAACCACCAUCACUGGCCAGGCUUGGGACUCUGCUGGGGAGGGGUGUGGGGUUCAGAUGAAGCAGGAGCGCCCAUGCACACAUCAGUGCACAGCCCCACCGAGCACCCGCCUUACCCAGCCCUGGGGCUCUGCAAGCGGGCGAGGGGCCUCUCGUCCUAGCCAGCAGGUGGCGCUGUAGGACGGCCCGGAGGUCGGGAGCCUCGGGUUGCGACAGUGCGACGAGGAAGGACCCUCCUGCAGGUUGCGUGUGUGCUUGUGGGGGACAGUGCUAAGGGCUGCCCCGCGCCAGGGAGGGGGUGGCACUUCCCUGGAAGGAGUUCCCAGGCGGAUGGUUCCUCUGUCCUUUAUAUCUGCUCCCAGGGUGGUCCCCUGAUGCAGGUGGGGGGGGGGCUGUGUGAUCAGACCCAGGUGAACCUACUGGACCUCUCUGGCCCCUCCCCAACUUCAGCUCCAUCUCAUGGCGUCCCCAGGUGCACUGGGGCAAGGGUGGAGGUGGGUUCUGCUGGUGGCCAGUUCUGUGGAGUGGUGACAUCCCUUGGUGGCACAGGGUGGAAAGGGUGGGAGGGAUAGGCCCGUCCACAGAAGCGGGGGUUCAGGCUGUAUUGGGGUGCAGAAGAGGCAGGUGAGCUGCCUACCUGGGGCCGGGGUCCCCAGGGGCUGAGGUUUUGUGCUGGUUGCAGUGUAGGGGGACAGCCAAGCCCAUGGGUGUGGAGCAAGUGUGUGGCAGAGGUGGAGGUAAGUGGCCUGGCUCCAUCCUGCUGGUUGCGGACAGUUAGGAUUGGGGCAGGUGGACAAACAGGUGGGGAUGGGGGGGAGGGCAGGCCAGGGCUCCUGGGAAAGGGGGCUCAGAGCAGCCCACCAGGUGAGGGCAGGAGGUCCCAGCAGGCAGGUGUGGGCCAGGGCAGCCCCAGGCAAGGCUGUCUAGGUGGUGAGUCACCACUGACCUGGAGACCCUGGCACCACAGGGGCGCAGACCACAGUGGCCACAGGAAGCAGUGCGGGCUGAUGAAGGCCAAAGUCAGAAGCAGUCGGGCUCAGCACUGGGCAGGGGCACGGCAGGCCACAUCUGCUGAUGCAAGGCCCCGAGUCCCAGGCCCAGCCUGGAUCGUCCACAAAACAAUGCAAAUGUGACCCAUGACCACCUGGCUGUGCUGAGGAGGGCUCAGUGGGAGACGUCACGGUGAGCCAGACAGUCCCGGGAGGCCGCUGGCAGGAAGGACAGCUGCAGUGUUGAGGCAGAGUGGAAAAGGCAGGCAGGCCAAUGUGGGCAUGUGUCCAUCUGAGGGUCCAGGCUGAGGACGGGUCAUGGUUACCCAAGUUACCCAGGAAAUGGGGUGCUCACGGCUCAUGGCAGGGGCAGGAGGGCAGUUUGCAGGCUUGCCUGGCUCCAUGGAGGGCAUGACCUCUGGUCACUGAGCAGCAGUCUGGGCAGCGCCGAGGCCCUACCCUCAGGAACUGCAGCCCUUGAACAUCCCCGUGCUCUGCCAUGUCCGUGGCCACAACCACCUCCCAGGCUGGUCCUGCACCACCAGGGCCACACCUCAGCACCCUUCACACAGUACCACCAUCACCAGUCACCCAGCCUGAUCCCUGGGACACUAGCAAAGAGUCACCAGGUAUGCCCUCUCCCUGCCAGGGCUGGCCUCCAACAGCCACCUUCUCAAUAGCCACUGCCACCAUCAUGACCUAGUAGAGUGGUCAGGACAGGCGUGAGAGGCAGCUGGUGUCAGGGCAAUGCCACCCUGUCCUGGCUGUCCCUGCCCAUGGCCCAGGCACACCAUAGGCCUCCCAGCUGUUGCGACUGUCUCUCUGUCCUAACUUUGCCCACCCUACAUCUCCAUCCUGGGGAGGUGCACCCACCAGGCCAGGGGCUUGUUGAGGGCAGGGCCUGCUAGCUGGUGGAGGCUGUGCCAGGAAGUGCUGGCAGAGGUCUGGCCUGGACAGAUGGAAACAGGAGGCUGCUAUGGGCCUGGGAUCCAGUACUUCCCUCCCCUGCCUGGGCCUGCCAGGACCGGAAGUGGGCCUGGCCACCUCACCCUGCCCUGGAAGAGAGAGCCUGCCUCAGUGUCCCAAACUGCUCGGUUUCUCAGUCCUCCUCCCCCUGUGACUUCCUAAUGGGGAGGGGUUGGGGGGGCAGAUGCUGGGCUUCUUCCAGAAGAUGCUGGACCCCACCCCCAACACACAUCCUGCUACUUGCCCUUGUUGAACUAGUGAAAAUGAUUCUCCAAGUAAUACACAAAAGAAACAGUUUAUUCGGGGAAAAAAAGCAAGACCACCACCACAUUGGGGAAAGGACACCUCCGACACGGAGCUCCUACUGGCAGCCCACGUAGAGGCAGAAAGACCCCGGUUUCCAGAUGGCUAAUCCCUUUAUUAUGAUCUCGCCCCCAGAAUUACCAUAAGGAUGAACGGGAAGUCAGGAUUACAGAGUUAACAAGGGGCUCAGCCCCAUCCAUAGUCCUCCCAACUCUAUGGUUAAGCAUCUUAAGAUGCCAGUUCACUUUAUCACCCUGGUUACAGCUCUGCGCCUGCCUCACAAAACCUCCCAGGUUAGGGGUGGAGAGCAGGGCGCACCUGGCCCCAAGCCAGCUCAGAACGGACUGCUGACCUCAGCUCCAUGGCUCAGGACUGGGCAGGGACCCCCACUGCUCCCUUGCAGUUGGCUCUCUGGCCUGUCCUCUGCACACUAAGCUGCUCAAGUGCACUGCUGUGCCCAGGUACCUCAGGAGUCCCCAAAGUGGAGGCCCUGGGGAAAUACGGCCCUAGUUAGCGUACUGGCACCUCUCAGUCUCCGGGGACAGGCCUACAGAAGUUACAGAGGGAGCUGGAAUGGCACCUCUCCCUUCCUGAUGGUCCUGCCCAGCGCAGACUCUCCCCAACACAGGCGUGAAGACCAAGCUGCCCCCUGGGCACAGCGAGCUGCCCGCAUCCCUCCAACUCGCAGAAGCUAGGGCGUGCGGGGGCCAGCAGGGCGGUCCUCCGGGGCUGUCUUUCCACCCAAACGAGGUGAAGGAGGCGCUGCGAGGCGCCGUCAUGUCCCAGCAGCAGGACUUCUGAUGUUUUAUGUGGGAAAUGUCAAACAUCGCGCCCUCUCCGAAGCAUGGCUUCAUCCGCCGCGCAAGGGCCAGACGGGCGGCCCGGUGUCAGGCUCCAACACAGGGCAGACCGCGUGCGCGCGAGGCAAGCCCGGGGCCAGGGGUGUGGCCGGGGCGGGGGCGGAGCCGCCCCAGCGAGCUCCCGGAUUGGUCCUCGAGCGGCCGGCGCGCCGGCUCCCCAUUGGCCGUCAGCCUGCGGCGCGGGACGGCCGCCAGCCCCGAGCUGCCGCGGCGGGUCCCGAGCCGGGGGAGCCCGCAGAGUCCCCGCCGCGAGCAGGGCCUGGCCGAAGCGGGCGUCCGCCCCCGCGCCGGGUGCCGCGGAGCGGGGUCUUAUCAGCGCGGGCAGCUGGUGGCCUGUCCGUGCGCGAGCGCCCCGGCCCAAUUCAAUGGCCAUUGUCCGCCGGCCCCUUUGUUCAGGAGGCGGCCACUUCCUGCGGGGCCGGGCUGGAGCAGGCGGGCGGAAACGCUCCGAGCCGAGGCCCAGACGCCGAGGCCGCCCCAGCCUGGGGUCAGAGGCGACGGCCAGCCCCUGGGGCGCCCUGGGGUUGGGGCUCUGAGCCGGAGGAGGGAGCGGCGCUGGGCUCACUCAGCUCAGCGCUCUCCUCUGAGUGUCUGCCAUGGGCGCAGCGGGCGCUUAGGCAGUGGGCCCCCUCCUGGGGCGCCACGGUGGGAAUCCCGUCGAGCUGGGGGAGGGCAGCCGAAGGCGGAGGGAGGUCCUCAGGUGGAGGGUGCCUCUCCCAGCCUGCCCUCCGCCCCUGGUCCCUGGCAGAGGGCGACAGGCUCCAAGAGGUCGGUAACAGCGUCAGUCAGGACUCAAGUUCCGGGAGAUGGAAACCCAACCCCCACUGCCUCGCUAAGCAGGAGAAGGAGCCCAUUCGGGACUCGAGGCCGGGACGCAGGAGUGAGGGGAACAGGGCCCCGGGUGCUUCAUCACCUGGGUCAGACCUCCUGGCCCUCCUUCCCGGGACUGGGCGCUGCUGUGCCUCGCACGGGUCGGCCGUCUCCUCGGGGCGCUCACCAGGCCUCGCUGUCCGUCAUCCCCUCGGCUCACCAGGCUCCACGGGCCGGCUCGUGCAGCACUCUGAUUGGCAGGGCCUGGGCCACGUGCUCACCCCGCCGGGAGGGGUGGGAGGUGGGAGGCCGCCCGCAGCAAGGUUCAGCAAGCCUCGCCUAGCCAGUCGAGGCACAGACCUGUCUCCCACCCACGCAAGGGGUGGUCCUCCCGUGGUCAGACCUCAGCCCGCCCUCUGCCCAGUGCCUUAGCAUCUCUAGCCACUCCUUCCUCUGAAGCCCCCACACAGCCCUGCCUGCAAAGCCCUCCCCCAACCAAACCAACUCAAUAAAAGAAACCCACCACGGGUAUUUCAAAUGGCGGGAUUUAAUAUGAGGAAUUGGUAACAAGGGCUUGGGAGAGCUGGGGGAGCACCAAGAGGACAGUUGGGCUCCCCGGAAAUCCAAUGCUGUAGGAGGCUGCUGCCUGAGGCCAGAGGAGUAAGGGGAGAGUUGUUAUCCGGGCCCCACAGUGGCUGUGUCCCCACAGGGCUGGGCUGCUGGCGGUGGGCGAUGGUCCCCCUCUGAGCGCCUUAGGUCUAACAUGAGAGUUCAUGCAGAUGGCACGAGGUGUCAGAUGGAGAGAGCCCAGCACAGCACUGGACCUUAGUAGGCGCUUUCCAAGGGCAGCGAGUGUUUAUGAAGGGCCUGGGUACCCACCAGGAAAAUGGGGAGCCCUGCCACCUGGUGCCUUAGCCUGAGGAGCUGGAGGUCACAAGGUCCAGGAGAGGUGUUGGGGGCCUCAACUUGAACCCAUCUGAGAGGCCAAGUGAAGACACGAUGUGGAAAAGAUUUGGGUGGAAAUGCACAUGAAAACCAAGCGGGGGGCCCCAGACCCCACGCAGGUGCUUGUCCUGGGAAAGCAGGGGGGAGGCAGGAGGCUGGCAGGCAGGCCCACCUCACACCCCUGCUGCUCCAUCGCUCCGUGGUGGGAGGCGUGUAGCCGGGGCACUGAGGCCUCAGCAGGAUGCCAUGUGGUCCAGAGGGCAGCAGCCAGCCACCUCAGCCAGGCUCCAGCAGCAGGGUGUCCCAGCAUAGUCUAGUCACGGCCACACGGGCCAGCCCCACGCUGGUGUCAGGGAUGCCCGAGGAAAAGGGCCACAUGUGUCCCCAAAGUAGGGAGGUUGGUCCCACCAUCUCCAUGCUGUGUAGCCGAAAGGGGAAGGGCAUGGGGUGGGAGGAAAGUGUAGCGGGGGUAGGACCCCAGAGCUGCAGGGGAGAGGUGGUCUGGCCAUAGCGGGGUUUUCGUAUGGGGGUGGCGGAAGCCUCGGGGGUAGACAGGAGGCUGCUCAACCCAGAAAAGACCCAAAGGUGAGUGGCCACAGGGAGGGACGGUUGGCUGGGGUGGUGGCCGGCUGCUUCUGGGUCACAUGCGCUCCCCUGCUCGGGGACUGCAGAAAGGCUGAAAUCCAGAGGAUGGAGGUGGCCUGCAACACACAUCAGACCUGUGGGUGUUGGUCCCGGGUUCUCAGGAACGCACCCGCUGAAGAGCCAGCAGGGUGGAGAUAGGGGGUCAGCAUCCUUACUGUGUUUCUGAAGGAGGAUUCAUUGUGAGCCUGGGCCCCGCGUCACCCACCCCUGCCCCCCGAUUCCCCCCCGCAGUGGGAGGUAUGGGUCAGAUCUCCUCCCCGAGGCCUUGCCCUCACAGCUCUUCUCCAGAAGGAAAAGACCCCAGAGAGUGUCCUCAGGAUCCUACUGCUACCACCAGGGCCUGUCCCCACCCUCUGAGCAGGUCAGAUGUCCCCUGGGCCAUUCAGGACAUCUGCCACCCAGGACCCACUGGUGGGUGCCGGGCACCUUCUGAUUUGGCCCCUGCAUGGUGGCCCUCGUCAGCAUCACGGCUCAGCCUCCCCACACCCAGGGAACCCCUAGGCCCCCAGACUGUGGAGGAGGCCCAGACAUUGCAUCUCUACCUUCCCUCGAACCUGCUCCCCUGCGCACAGCUCCCUAGAUUCAAAACACAGCACACCAUCCCUGACCUCUUGGGAGCAGAGAACUGCUGAACUCUGUGCCCCUAGAGAAGCUCUCCUCACGCCCCCGCCCCCCACUCUGCUGGCUCCUGUAUAGCUGUCAGCACUCUGGCAGGAGCCCCCUCCUCCAGGAACCCCCCAUGUUGUCUCUUAGCCCUGCUGCUAUCUGUCCAGCUCAGGGCCCUCUGCACAUAUUCAUGCUGCUGGGGUUGAGCUGACGUGCAGGAGGCGGGCAGGGGCUUGGGGAACGGCUGGUGGACCCUUGCCUGGCCCUGGGGGUGUGAAGAUCUGGGGGCCCCAGUCCUGGCAGACUUGGCUAGAAACUCCUCUAUGUGGGAGGUCUCCGUGUGAAUCACUGCUCAGGCACAGGCACAAAUGCAGGAAAUCGCCAUUCUAUUAAACUCUAUUUUCUCCCACUGAGGGGAAAGUCUGUCACACGAAGGUCAUUGUUCCCCGGGCUCCUGCUUUCCGGGCGGGCUAGGUCUGUGAUGGGGCUUGCGCGCUCCUGGGGCUCCUGGCUGAGCUGUUUCCCUUCAAGACCCUGGGGCGCCUAGAGGUUGGGAAUGGGGGCCUCGGUCCGGCCACCAGCCCGAGGGCAACUCCGACAGGCACGCCCAGGACUGCAGAAAGGCACGUGUCUGGGUCCCAGCAAGGUCACAGCCAGGGCUCAGCACGCCGAUCGCAGCUCUCUGCCUGCCUCUGGACCCUAGGGGUCUGUCCCACACCCCAUUCCACCCUUCUCUCUAUUCCUUAGGAGAGCCACCCCAACCCAUCCUGCACCCCUUCCAGCCUUCUAGGCCUGACCACUGGGCCUGGUACUGCCCUGCUGCCCCCAGCUCAGCUUGGCUCUGGCCUGCAUGGGACCCUGUGUCCUGGGGAAGCCCUGCCAUGAUUGGGGGACGGGACUGGGCUGGGAAGGAAGUCCAGCCCAUGCCAGGCCCUAGGGGCAGUGGAGAGGCAGGCAGCCCAAACCAGUACUAUGUGGUCAAAAUACACACUUAAGACAAUAGGACACACACGCUUAAAAAUAAAAGCUGGAGAAUUUUUAACCAAAGGAAAGCUGGGAUAGUCAUUUUAAUAAGAAUGUAGAUUUUAAAGUAAUUGCAUCACGAGGGACAAAGAGCAAUAUCAAUACUUUAGAAAUAAAGAGCAGAUAAAAAAUACAACAUGUAUGCAACUAAAAACAUAGCCUCAGAAGAUACACAGCAACAGAUGACAGCUGAGCCAACCACUGGAGCUAGAGAUGGAAACACUCCAAGUCCCCUCUCAGACAUGGACAGCUCAAGCAUCUACAAGCAAAGACGCGGACAAUUUGGAUAAUGCAAUAAGUACAAAAUGCACACUCUUUCCUAGUGCAAAUGGGACAGCAACACGUAUUAGGUCACAAAAGAGGCCUCAUAAUGGAAAAAGCCACAAUGGAAGAGAGCAGACAAUGAAGCCAUGCCUACAAAGUGCUGGAGGAAAGUGAUUUGCAACUGAGACUACCGUGUUUCCAUGAAAAUAAGACCUAGCUGAAAAAUAAGCUCUAGCAUGAUUUUUCAGGAUGCUCGUAAUAUAAGCCCUACC
This is a messenger RNA of Hipposideros armiger (great roundleaf bat), 11598 nucleotides long. Its product is annotated as translation initiation factor IF-2-like. Lineage: Eukaryota; Metazoa; Chordata; Mammalia; Chiroptera; Hipposideridae. The transcript has 3 exons. The coding region runs from base 6974 to 8275 and encodes 433 amino acids. The record is from RefSeq and is a predicted model, not a curated record.